AUGUCCCGUCAGAUCGGCACGGCCAACUCUGAUGGCCAUAGCUGCCUGUUCACCAGCCCGGCGGCCAUAUUACACUCCUGCGUCACACCAGAUCGGAACGUUUCAGAAAUUGACAACAACUUCAUUGUUGCACAGUCAUUUGUAUUUUUCUUAGCCGGUUAUGAAACUCCCGGAAAUAUUUUGGCGUGCACUUUGUUUGAAGUGGCAAAACAACCUGCAAUCCAAGAAGCCUUGUAUGAAGAGAUAGAGAGCAUACUUAGUAAAUAUGGUGGCGAAGUAACAUUUGAUGCCUUGCAAGACAUGAAAUAUCUUCGGCAAGUUGUCUCAGAGGCCUUAAGAAAAUAUACACCACUCACACUGAUCUUCCGAAGAUGUACCAAGGAUUACACAAUUCCAGACACCUCUAUAGUGAUAGAGAAGGGAACUCUAGUACUCAUGCCUCUGAGAAGUAUCCACGAGGAUCCUGAUCACUAUCCAAAUCCAGAGGCUUUUGAUCCAGAACGGUUUUCUGAUGAGAAUUCUGCAUCAAGGCACAUAGCUGCUUAUAUGCCUUUUGGGAUUGGUCCACGUUUUUGUCCAGCGGUGUUGUACUCUCACAUCAACAUCCGGACAGCGCUGGUAUUCUUGCUGAGGCAGUUUGAAAUACGUGUCACCAAGGAGACUCCGGAAUAUCUCCAGCCCAAUCCCCUCGCGUUCCUCAUGUCUCCAAAGAAUGGUAUCCCCUUGGCCUUCAAGAAACGCCACUGAUUGUAAAAAAACUGUGUAAUUGCUGCUUCUUGUUUAGCAGUCACACUUUGGAUUACGGACAAGAACUAAAACAUGAUUUGGAAGAUUUUCAAAUGGCUGUA
Homalodisca vitripennis (glassy-winged sharpshooter) is the source of this 848-nucleotide messenger RNA. RefSeq names its product cytochrome P450 6k1-like. The record is from RefSeq and is a predicted model, not a curated record. NCBI's taxonomy places the organism in Eukaryota, Metazoa, Arthropoda, Insecta, Hemiptera, Cicadellidae. The transcript is spliced from 4 exons. Bases 1 to 747 code for a protein of 248 amino acids. Gene Ontology annotation, molecular function: oxidoreductase activity, acting on paired donors, with incorporation or reduction of molecular oxygen; heme binding; iron ion binding.